GGACUCUUCUGACCAGCUCAACGAGCGCCACUGCGUAUUCGUGCGGUACCCUAUUCGAGAGCAAAAGGAAGAGAGAGAGAGAGAGAGAGAGAGAGAGAGAGAGAGAGAGAGAGAGAGAGAGAGGCAUCAGUGGAGCUAUGACUAUGGCGAUGGCGAAGGGGAGGGCUUGGCUCACGCUAUUUCUGCUUCUAGCGUCGACGUUUGCAGCCGGAGCCUUUGCCAAAUCUUCAGCGAAGGGACGCAAGAGCUUGGGGGCUGACACGUCACACCUCUCUACUACUGAUAAGGACGAUUAUUCGAAGAGAGAGGUUCUGCAAAAAGAAGAAGAAGCAACAGUCUGUGAGACUGCUGCAGACAUGCCACUUGGUUGUGUGCCAGCUUGUACGGGAAAGGGGCCUGACAUCGCCGUUAAUGGCAACGGCGAGCUGGUGACCUAAAUCCUGACCUUUGUAAAAGAUCCAAGAUCGGGUCUAGGGAGUUCCGCAUAAAGUCCAAUC
Molecule: messenger RNA, 497 nt
Organism: Chara braunii
Lineage: Eukaryota; Viridiplantae; Streptophyta; Charophyceae; Charales; Characeae
Source: the annotation of a GenBank genome assembly